UACGACAUUGUUUUACGACACUGCAUACAGUUCCUCACAGCCCUGGUUCAAGAUGGCCCCGUCUUUUUGGAAAGGUGUUGUCGGCAUUGGACUGUUUGCCUUAGCCCAUGCAGCUUUUUCAGCGGCACAGCGUGAGUUUGAGAAAUUUGUGAUGAAAACACGGGUCUCGAUGUGUGUAUUGUUGUCGGUGGCUGUUUUCUGUGGGUCAGGUGACGGAGCGACCGGCCGGGCCUGUCCGUGCAGCAGCAGCAGCUCCGAGCUCCGAGAGGCUAACGCAGCUUAACCCCGCUGCUGCGCACAAUACAGAGAGAUAUACAGACAAACCUCAUCUCUUACUAAAGCUUACAUAUUAAUACUUACACAGCCAAUCCAAUUUAAGUGUUACUUAAGAAGAGUUGUAUUUUCAGGACAGUCUUGUGCAUUUAGGUUUCUUUGUUUCUUCACUUGGCAAUGUGUGAACAUGUCCAUUUAUUAAAACCUUUUAUUAAAAACCAUCUCUCCCACCAGAUCGAUCAUACAUGCGACUCACAGAGAAGGAAAACGAGACACUACCGAUUGAUGUAAGUCACUUAUUCUCUACGGUGCUUUUGUAAUAAACCAAUCCUAAAAUAUAUGUUUAAUUUCUGGCAUGGUGGUGUCGUCUUUUGUGUCUAUAGAUUGUAUUACAGACCUUAUUAUCGUUUGUGAUGACCUGCUAUGGUAUCGUUCACAUUGCUGGAGAGUUCAAAGACAUGGACGCCUCCUCAGAGCUGAAAAACAAGUAAGUGGAGUCAGUGCACCUUCCUCCCCUGAUAACAUGGUUGUUUGUGUCCUCUGCCACAGGGGAGGCCUUUGUUCUCAGCCUCAGACACAUUUAUAGCAACAUCACUCAGUUCCCACAGAAAUAUAUUAACCUCCCUUCAAACUGCAGAAACAUUAUCCUACCGCCAUCUAAUCUGGAUGCAACCUCACCCCCCAACACCCAUCCCUGAAAUCAUGUGCAUGUGUCCCUUUCUUAUAUUCAAGGUGAAUUUAUAGAGUUGCAGAUUUGAUCACCAUUUUAGUCUUCCAGAGCAUACAUAUAAAAUUAGAGAGUCCCAUUUGGGAUGCACAUAUAGACUUUUCAUUUAACUCUCAUUGUGACCGCUUAUUUGUAUAAUAAACAUAAAAACAGCAUUUAAUUCUAUUUUAGAUGAUAUAUGUUUAGAUCUAAUGCAGAUAUUCAUUAAUGCGUCUGCUGUCUGUUUCAAAACAUUUGUCUGCAACCAACAUCUCUUAUCCUUCAUGGUGUACACAUACCUAAUGCAUCACCUUUUUUUGAUGAUUAGAGAAACAGACUCAACACAGUUUAAGAGUGAAGUUAUUUAUGUUUGACUGGAGAAAAAAAAAACUCCUUGGUUUUUAAACAGUGUUACAGAACAGUGAACCUCAAGCUUAAAGCAGUCAAGUGCCUGAGCUUGCAAUAUUUGCACCGACCCUCUCAUUCAUAUUCCUUUUUUUUAAAAAUAAUAAUAAUGCAUCAGAUUUCAUAUAGCGCUUUAUCAGAGAACCUCAAAGAGCUUUAUAUUGGAUACAUCAUCCAUUCACUCACACAGUCACACCUUGGUGGUGGUAAACUACCUCAGUAGCUGCCCUGGGGCAGACUGAUGGAAAUAUGGCAGCCAUUUUGCGCCCACGGCCUCUCUGACCACCACCACACAACACCCACAAUCAUACACCAGUGGAUGUAUAAGCGCAUAUGCACAACUUAACUACAUGUAUCCAUCUUUUUUUCCCUUUCUAGAACAUUUGACACGCUGAGGAAUCACCCGUCCUUUUACCUUUUCAAUCACCGGGGUCGGGUGCUAUUCCGCUCGCCAGAGGAGCCCUCCUCAGUACGCAACCAGCAAGCCCUUCCCAACCCUCUCCGGCUACGCAAGCUGGAGCAUUUGCACUGAGACUGGCCUUUCCUGCCUGUAACUUCAUUGUCAGAUUAAGAUUUGUUUUUGUGAGACAGAGGGAGUGAGAGUUUGUCUUCCUCUAAUUUAAUUUGUACUUGUACAUAAACUAAUAUGCUGUCCAUGCAUCUCUGUCCAUAAAAGUUGUCACCACCAUAUUCAACACUGACUGUGCCAACCCUUCAAUUCAAUUUUUCAAGCAGAUUUGUUUGUAUAUACAGUAUAUCAUGGCUUUGGAGUCUUCAGAUGCAGAGACAACGUCCCUCAUUGUUCCCUCUGAACUGAAGCGGGGUGUUGCUGUCUUUUGUCUUGCCUUUCCAUGAGGGGCAUAAAAACUCCUGUUUCCCAACCGUUUUCAUUUCAUCUACACUCCAGUCUCCAACGACAACCGGGGCAAGUUUUUUUUUCAGGUGGUUCAGGGCAUUUUAUGAAGCAGAUGAUUUCCUUGAAGCAGACAGACAUGUCAGCACAUCCUGUUUGCAUUGAAGAGGUUUUGUUUAUGCCGCAGGAAAUCAACGCAUGGUGAGAUGUGAGAACAGAAACCAUUGGGCAGCCGCUCUGAUGAUAAUGUGAACACAAAGACUAAUGAGAAACUGCUGAUACAUUGACAAGAGUGACAUUUAUUUUCCUUCAUUUUACAUUUUGUUAAGAUAAAACUAAUGUUUUUAAUUUAAUAAAAUGCGUACUGAUUUUACA
This is a messenger RNA of Xyrichtys novacula (pearly razorfish), 2612 nucleotides long. Lineage: Eukaryota; Metazoa; Chordata; Actinopteri; Labriformes; Labridae. The record is from the annotation of a GenBank genome assembly.